CCUAUAAAGCUACAGUCAUUUCUGUUGGCUGUUGUAUCUCGCAACGAACUCCAAAAGUCCAUCUUUCUGCUUCCCUUCUACCAUUCUCUAUCUUCAUAAUCGCGAGGUUCCAGCCGCACUGUGCACCUCCGCUAGUCGCUAGGCCGACGGCGUCUAUUACCUUCGAAACGAGCAUUCCGCCACGAGGAUCCUAGGAUCGUGCAAGAAAGCCAAGUUUCAGGCUGUGUAUUAUCACCCCACCUUCCAACGCCAUUAGAUCUCCAUCAGUGUUUCCGUAUGGUGUGUUUUUGAUACGUACCAUAAUAACGUAUCGAUACUGUAUUGUACGGGGCUUGAUGCUGUCGUCGCCAUCAAGCCACAAACCAAAUCCUCUCCAUCGUCGCUGCUGGCUAGAUAAGGCUGCUUCCUCCCUUGGCUUGCACUCAGCAUCAUUUCGUCCCAUAUCCGCUGUCCUCCCCGAAUUAGCCUGCUGGCAAGCUACUUUACAUCGUUGUCGUUGCCUACCUCCGACUACUUCUACCUGCAUACAUUCUUCCUCAUUGUCAGUCAAGAUGGGACCUACGAAGCCUAUCUUAUACCCACUCACCACCCCAAAGACUAUGAACUUCCCUUCCGAGCUGCGGGAGCGGACUUUCACCACAUGCCUGGACAUGGACGGGUCAUGCAGCGUUGAGAAGCGGGGCGACGAGGAUAAUGACAUUGCCAUUACGCCUCCACCAGCCUAUACCGAGUUUCUCAACACCUUCAACCCCAUCUUCUCCAGUCCUACUUCCUCCCGCGCAAACUUCUCCAAGUAUAUGAUGGACAAGCCUCGUCCAUCGCCGGUGUCACCUCCCUCCAGCACCACCUCGACCACCUUCCCAAGCAGCUAUUCCUCCAGAGGAAGCUCCCUGACCGUCCCCCCCCAAGCUCCCACACCUCCAUACAGCGCCAAAAGUCCAAUUCAGAUUCAACGCAUGCGUCUACCACCGCCAUACGUCUACACACCUGUAUCUGAGUCCCCGCGCAGCGCACAUCCGCUCCGCUCACCCUAUUCCCCCUCAGACUACUGGCACAUCCGCCCUCUGGACUCACCUGCGAGUGAUUCUGGGAACUCGUUCAGCGUCCGACAUGUGGUGACAACUACAGUCACGUAUAAGCGGGCGCCUCAGCUUGAACCCCCUCCUCAAGGCAAGCGAAGAAGAAACGGCAACCACCGGAAUGCAUAGAAGUCAUUGGUCUGGCUU
Messenger RNA from Aspergillus aculeatinus CBS 121060, 1226 nucleotides. RefSeq lists its product as uncharacterized. The transcript has 3 exons. The record is from RefSeq and is a predicted model, not a curated record. NCBI's taxonomy places the organism in Eukaryota, Fungi, Ascomycota, Eurotiomycetes, Eurotiales, Aspergillaceae. Bases 336 to 1208 code for a protein of 290 amino acids.